AUGGAGAGCUUCCAAAGCAAGGCGCUCCUCACGCGGCGCUCUCUCAAGUACACAUAUUUUGUCUCUCCGUCCGGUGAAUCUACCAAGCAACAUCCCGCGUUGUUGUUUGUUCACGGCUUUCCUGACUCGGCACAUCUUUGGGCAGGAGUGGUCGCCAAACUCGGGGACCUGCCAAACAAAAAGAUUCUUGUCAAUUGCUUGGGGUAUGCAGGGACAGACAAGCCCGAGGACACCAGUUUGUACGCGUACAAAGACCAAGCCGAUGAUCUUGCGGACAUCCUGGACUGCGAGAACGCCAAAUUCACAAUCAUUAUCGGACAUGACUGGGGCAGUGCGCUCGCUCAGCGCACCUACCUCCACAAUCGUGAGCUGUUCAGCGGCGUGGUUCUCCUCAAUACCGCAUACAUGGUUCCCUCAGAUCAGGCCUUUGACCUCGCCACAGUGAAUGAGCUCACCGAAAAGACGUGGGGUUACCCACAGUUCUCGUACUGGGAAUUCUUCACGGCGCCAGAUGCUGCCGAGAUCAUAGACGGGAAUCUGGAGAGAAUGUGGCAAGUGCUGCAUGGUGAUGUCGAAGACUGGAUGAAAAAGAUGUUCUGUGUUCCAGGCGCCAUGCGCAAGUUUUUGCUCGGCACCGAGGAAGUGCCGUUGAAGCCAUACGCGAAGCGACCAGAAUGGAAAGGCAAGUUCAUGCAACAAUUCGAGACCGACGGAUUCGCCCCAUCCUUGCAGAUGUACAAAGGUACUGCUUCGAACAUACAAUUCAUGUCAGAUUCAACCAUUCCCAAGGAAAACUUGGCCAUUGAGGUGCCGACAUUGUUCGUGAUUUGUACCCAGGAUGCGGUCUGCUUGCCCGAAAUGAUGGUCCCGGCGAAGAACAAGGGUCUCGUACCGGAUCUGAAGGAGGUUGUUAUUGAGUGUGCACAUUGGUCACCAAUGGAGAAGCCCGAUGAGAUCGCCGCACAUAUAAGAGACUUUGUGAUCAGCAGGUUCUCAUCGCGUUCAUCUACAUAG
This is a messenger RNA of Cladophialophora psammophila CBS 110553, 1014 nucleotides long. RefSeq lists its product as uncharacterized. Gene Ontology annotation, molecular function: catalytic activity. The record is from RefSeq and is a predicted model, not a curated record. The transcript has a single exon. NCBI's taxonomy places the organism in Eukaryota, Fungi, Ascomycota, Eurotiomycetes, Chaetothyriales, Herpotrichiellaceae. Bases 1 to 1014 code for a protein of 337 amino acids.